This is a messenger RNA of Myxocyprinus asiaticus (Chinese sucker), 3011 nucleotides long. It is a transcript of the gene zfp91, whose product is annotated as ZFP91 zinc finger protein, atypical E3 ubiquitin ligase. The coding region runs from base 526 to 2784 and encodes 752 amino acids. Gene Ontology annotation, cellular component: nucleus. Gene Ontology annotation, biological process: regulation of transcription by RNA polymerase II. The record is from RefSeq and is a predicted model, not a curated record. The transcript has 12 exons. Gene Ontology annotation, molecular function: RNA polymerase II transcription regulatory region sequence-specific DNA binding; transcription coregulator activity; DNA-binding transcription factor activity, RNA polymerase II-specific. NCBI's taxonomy places the organism in Eukaryota, Metazoa, Chordata, Actinopteri, Cypriniformes, Catostomidae.
CUUCACCAAGGCGCUCGGAAAGUCGCAGAAGUCAUUUUCUGAAAUUUGUAAAACAUAUGGCAUGGCACUAGCGCUUUGUAUUUCACAACAGAGCAUUUAUAGAUCAGUGAAAACUGGCACACGUACAGCCGUAGCGCUGUGUGUCGCUGUUGAGCUCGUCAUCUGCUUUAUUUCGACUUAAAGGAGACGCAACAAAGAACGCUAAUCAGCGAUCUGAGUGGGCCCUGCUAACAGCGUGGUUUACUAUAGCUUUAAGAACCUAAAAUAGGCUCUGGGUCUUUAAAAUGAAUUUUGCACAGUUAUUAUAGAGAUGAUUGACUAAGUUUUCAAUCCAUACGACUUACAUUUUUGCAAAGAAUUUGCAAGAGAAGCAAGAGCGUCCGUUGAAAUAUGUAUGACAAUAGGAACAGGGCCGUUAGCAAACCACCAUUUUUCAUAUUUUAUGUCUCCUGUUUGUUUCAAGCUGUGUUUCAAUUGGCUGAGAAUUAUUAAGAGAAAACAAGAGAGAAAACAACUUUAGCGGUGAUGGAACCGCAACUCUCGAACAACAAAGAUGAGGUGGAGAGUGAGAUGGCCGUGGAGAAAUCCGCGGAUCAGAGUGCGGCAUCCACCCCGCACAGAGCAUCGAGAGGACGAGAGGACGGCUGCUUGAACACCGAAGAGGCUUGCUCGCGCGAAACAAACGGAUCUGCGUCGAGCUUGACGGGCUCUGGGCGGGUUUUACGGGACAGGUCAAUGCGAUCGCUCCCCUUGUGGAGGCAGAGCGAUAUCGGAGAAGAUGAGGUGAUCUGCGAAACAGCUGCGAACCGCCGGAGGAAAGCGUCAUUCCCGCGGCGCAAGAAGAGUACAGCAGCCGGAGCGGGUUCAUUGGAUUCGGCCGGAGAGAACAGCGCUGACUGCGGCCCUUCGGCUGAGUUUGAAGAAAACAAGGAUGCGCUGGCUAAACGAGCGGCCCGCGGCAGACGGCCUCAGGUGCGCUCAGGGGGCCGCACCUGCCGGGGCUCGCCUAGGACUGCGUUUAAGAUUGAGCCAGAUACGGACAGUGACUAUGUGGAAGCGAACACAGCAGUUGAGAAGACAGGGACAAGUGUGGAGAAAAAGGAAGAUGAGAGCAUGGAUGACGAUGACCUAAUGGAAGAGGAUGACUCUCCAUUCGUGGAUGACCCAAGAGACCAAAACUACCUACCCCAUUCACAGAGCAGUGAGGAAGAGGAUGCCAUCAUCAGCAGUGAUGAAGAAAUCCCAUUUACAGAUGAUUUGAAUGACCAGAGCUACGAUCCAAAGUGUGUGAGGGAUCCUUCUAAACCGAGGCGCAGACCUCUUCGAGGACAGAAAGAGAAGGCAGCAGUGUCAGAGAGCGCAAAUGAGGAAGAGCCAGAGAUAAAAACUGAGGGAGCGGAGAGUACAGAUGAGAAGAUUGGUGCAGAAUUUAAUGAAGACACUGAGCUGCCCAGGAAAGGGCGGAGAAGGAAAGAUGACAAAAGUCCUCGUCUCCCAAAGAGAAGGAAAAAGCCACCAGUCCAGUAUGUGCGUUGUGAAAUGGAAGGAUGUGGUACAGUGCUGGCCCACCCACGAUACUUACAGCAUCACAUCAAAUACCAACACCUGAUGAAGAAGAAGUAUGUCUGCCCUCACCCCUCAUGUGGAAGACUCUUCCGGCUGCAGAAACAGCUGCUGCGUCAUGCCAAACACCAUACAGAUCAGAGAGACUACAUCUGUGAGUUCUGUGCUCGCGCCUUCAAGAGCUCUCACAAUCUGGCUGUGCAUCGAAUGAUACACACUGGAGAGAAGCCACUGCAGUGCGAGAUCUGUGGCUUCACUUGCCGUCAGAAGGCCUCCCUCAAUUGGCACAUGAAGAAACAUGAUGCAGAUGCUACGUACCAGUUCUCCUGCAACAUCUGUGGAAAGAAGUUUGAGAAGAAGGACAGCGUGGUGGCUCACAAAGCCAAGAGUCACCCUGAAGUCCUCAUUGCUGAGGCAUUGGCGGCCAAUGCUGGAGCCCUCAUCACCACUCCAGCUGGAGUCAGCACACUGCUAGGAGCCUCCACGGGCACACAGACAGAGCCGGUGGUCCUGGAGGUGCAGAGGAGCUCUGUGGUGCGAGGAGGUCAGGUGCGUCCAGUGAUGGUUGUGGAUCAGGAGCCCUCGUUGCACACCAUGCAGGUACCUGUGGGCCUGGCCUUGUCAUCCACAGAGGAGGAAAACAGCGUUCCAUCGCAGCAGACCUCAGCUCACAGUUUGCAGAUGCCACUUCAGUUUGUCACCCCGCCUGUCUCGCAGCAACAACACCAAAUGCAGCAGUUACCACUCCAACCCUCCACUACCAUCACCCAGCAGGCCCCUUUGGUCCAGCAGAUGCCCGUGCAGUCCUACAACCCCCAGAUGGUCCACAUGACCUUCCGAGCUCUUCCUCAGCAGCAGCUUCCUCUGCUUUCUGGCACUCAGCAGAUGCCCCUUCAGACAACCCAGCCACAGCAUAUCCAGGCAAUCGCCAGACCCCCUAAGCUCAACCCAGCUCCCAAUACUCCCCACCUUUCCCAAACCUUGCCUGAGGCUUCCUCUGUUUGCCGGAGCAGUUUGGAAUUUGGCUCUGAUCCUCCCUCUUCUUCAUCUACUUCUCACCAGUCUUCCACCACCUCUUCAGAGACAAGACAGGUCAUCUGGGUGGAACAUGGAACUAAUGAGAAUGAAAAUGGUGGUGGGGUUUGGGAGAUAGGUGGGGAAGGGGAGGAGCAGAUUAUGACAGACAGUUCAGAUGGGCAGAUGGAGCGUGUACUGAUAUAGUGAAUGAAGUUUAUGGUGUAACAUGAAGGAAAACGAGGUGACUGGUGUUUGUCACCGUCCUGAUAAUAAAUACCCUUAAGUUAAAUAUAUAAAGUCAUAAAUAUAUUGUAUGUAACCGCAUUAACUUUUGGUAGGUUUGUAGAAACGUCUGUAUCAGGGACACCGUGUUGGAGUUGUUGUCAUUGUUCAUUUUGUAUAAAAACAGUUCUAGUUCCCUCCAACAACCA